Molecule: messenger RNA, 1953 nt
Organism: Fusarium oxysporum Fo47
Lineage: Eukaryota; Fungi; Ascomycota; Sordariomycetes; Hypocreales; Nectriaceae
Exons: 5
Coding region: 1-1953 (650 amino acids)
Source: RefSeq, a predicted model, not a curated record
AUGGCAACAACUACCUCGAUCGACCGGCUUCUACUCACGGAGCUCCCUACCGACCUGCCAUGGCCCCCAGGAGCGGCUCGCCAGAUGUGGGCUGUUGAACUCAAGCGUGAUUGGAAAUAUCUCGACACGACAGACGAUGUACCCGGUGCUUGGAGGGGCAGGAUGCCGACAGACCUAUUGGUGAACGGUCGCCUCCCACUCUUCAAUAAGGAACCAGGUUAUAUGUUCUUUCGGGGCAAUAACACUGCCAUGGUGUUAUUUUUCAAAGGCACCAAAAAGAUCCCAGUCGUCUUGCCACUCAGUAUCUUGAACAUUGGGGCCAAGUUCCGUACUUUGGCUGAGCAGACAGUCGAACUACUUCCGGCCCCGGUUUCUUCUAUUGCACCCCAGACACAGAGCAUAACUCAGAACAACGAUUCGAUACUUGAGCGAUUCAUCCGAACACUUUGGUGGACAUUUGCUACCGUGCCCAAUCAACUCAGAGGGCUUGGAGCUACAAACGAAGACCUCGCUCUUUGCUUCGGCGGACAGAAUCUACGACAGAAUGUUGAUGCUAUUUACGCAGCUUUCAUUCCUGACGUCUUGAACGUCCUCAAGGACGGACGGUUCUCUCUCAAGAAUAUUCUGGAUCUCCGACACGUUUCGCCACACUGGCCUGGUCGUCCCACUAUCUACCUACGGGUUUAUACACAUCCCCGAGGCCAACCUAACGGGACAUACCGCGAUACCUCUCAAGCCGAUAUCAACCAUCAUGUGGGCUUCUACGUUGGUAAAUCUAUCCUCCCAUGGGUCCGGCAUCGCGACCAUGAAAGACGCACCGAUUCUUGUGAUGGGGUUUAUGAAGGGCACUACCAGAUUGCACGAAAGUCCCGAAAGGAGCAUAGACAUAUGAUCCCUCUUAUGACUUUUGAUGAAAGAACACCUACUCAUAUUCUCAAGAUGGCAGAGCAAACAAUGAUGAUUGUACUUCGAACCUACCAUCCUCUGGGUACAAAUGCAGUGCAAAGCUCAAUUUAUACAGUCAGUCGCACGUUCCGUGGUUUCGGCCAUAGGUUGGCCCAAAAUAAAGCCCCAUGGUUGCAACAUAAGCUCUCCGAUCCUCCUGAUGCUAGAUUUGGUUACCUCGUCUUUGAAGUGAUGGAUGAUCAUAAGCCACAUGAUCGUGCUUGGCUUGGCGUCCCAUCCGUAGGCCAGUAUGUCAAUUUUGAUGAGGCAUCUUGCUUUUCCGUCAGAUUUGAGUGGUUUGACGAAGGGCAACAAACGUGGCUUAGUAUGCCAAUGUAUCGUUACUAUAAAGGAUACACGGAAAUGUCUGGCUAUGCUGAGAGACUCGACGUUGAAAAGGCUUUGGCACCCUGGCGUCUUGCCAUGGAUGUCCUUCAAGCUAUAGAGGGGCGAGUAUACACAGAACCACUCGACGGGUUCCCUGAGAGAUUGAGCAUCCUGCAUGCCAGAAAGCUGGAGAUAAAUCACUUGGCCCAAAAGUAUCGAUGGGUCUCUCGGGAGUCGCGCGCUCCUCGUCCUGUACCAGCGUACGCGAUCUGGGAUGACAAUUUUCGAUUAAUCAAACGCCUGUUCGACACGGAUCUAACCCAUAUUGCAACCACGGAGCCCUACGAAAAACAAUCCGAUGUCAUGAAUCGUGAGGCCGGUGAUCAACGACGAGUAAAGGGCGUACACAAGUGUGAUACAUGCACGUACAUGGGGGUAGGCAUGAAAUGCAUACGCGAUGAGCGCAGGACUGAUGUCUGGGCAAGCAGAUUUUCUCAACACCCGACAGGCCCACACCGUUUCUUGGCGUACCACAAUUCUAUGACUCCUGCACAGCUGUGCGAGGCAACUAGAGUGCCCGUCCCUCUACCUGAGCAUCUUUUGGAGGAGGCGGAAGGGGAGGAGGAAGGCAGUGGUGAUGACGCGCAAGGUGACGGCGAUUUGGGCAGUGGUGAAGAGUGA